Messenger RNA from Pseudocercospora fijiensis CIRAD86, 669 nucleotides. RefSeq lists its product as uncharacterized. The coding region runs from base 1 to 669 and encodes 222 amino acids. Gene Ontology annotation, molecular function: protein phosphatase inhibitor activity. Gene Ontology annotation, biological process: regulation of signal transduction. The record is from RefSeq and is a predicted model, not a curated record. The transcript is spliced from 2 exons. NCBI's taxonomy places the organism in Eukaryota, Fungi, Ascomycota, Dothideomycetes, Mycosphaerellales, Mycosphaerellaceae.
AUGCCUCCCCGUGAAAUGUCCGAGAAAGAAAUCACGCAGAUGAACACGGAAGCAAAUGCGGGCGGUCACCGUCACAACAGCAACAACCCGCGUGGCAGCAUGAGCCGCCGACAAUCUUCUCAGAAUGGCGACGACCGCCACCCCCACCACGAGGGUGAGAUGCGCCUAAAGUGGGACGAGGCUAAUCUCUACGUGAAUGAGAGCCAGAUGGGCGGCAAGAUGAAGAUCGACGAGCCGAAAACGCCGUUUGCUAGAAACUACGACCCGGCCGAAGAUGAGGAGGAGAUCGAGAACAUCAACGCCGAGGAGCUUGCGGUAGACGAACUCGACAUGAACAAGGCAAGACCUCGAACCCGGAAAACAUCUGGGUUUGGCGCACGUGAGAGUGAAAUCCCGGACAUUGACCUUGGUGAGCCAGAAAUGGACCACCGAAUUCGUCGUGAUAGCGAUGGCGAGCGCCGUGUGACUGUGGACAAGCAAGCGGACACUGAUCCUGGACAUCAUGGUGAAGAGGACGAGUCUGACAUGAGUCGUGAGGAACUUGCAAAACACCGCAAGUUUGAGGAGAUGCGCAAGAAGCACUAUGAGAUGAAGAACAUCAAGAACCUACUGGGCCAUCCCGAGCAACUCGAUGCGCUGGAAGACGACGAUGAAGAUAUGCAAUCGUGA